AGGCUCGCGGCGUGUCAGUGUGGAGCAGCGGUGAUGACAGAGAGCGGCUUCAUCACGAUAAAUCCCUGAAUAAAGCAGCAUGUCUACGAUAACAAGUCCUUAAAUCAGCACAUUUCAUCACUUCAUUAAAUCCUGAGCUCUGCUGUAGGAAGUGUGUGUCAGCCCUUGAGAAAGAAGAACUAAAGAAGAUCUUCAGUAUGACAGAGGACAAUCCCGUAAAGGAGAACCACGAACCUGAGGAAACCGAGCCCACGGUACCGGCUGAGAAGCCUGAGGCGAACCAUGAGGAGAAGUCUGAGGAGAACCAUGAGGAGAAGUCUGAGGUGAACCAUGAGGAGAAGUCUGAGGUGAACUAUGAGGAGAAGCUCCUAACCGAGGAGGAGGAGAAGAAGGCAGGAGACGGAGAGAGUGAGCGGGCCAUGAUGGAGAAACAGCCCGAGACUGAAUACCCUGAAGGCGGCUGGGGCUGGGUGGUCAUGCUCGCCUCCAUGUGGUGUAACGGGUCGGUUUUCGGGAUCCAAAACGCUUUCGGGAUCUUAUUCGUGUCCCUGCUCAAGGAGUUCGGCUCCGAGAACGACGAGGACCUGCGCUUCAGGACAGCAUGGGUGGGCUCUCUGUCCAUGGGGAUGAUAUUUUUCUGCUCUCCGAUCGUCAGCGUGUUUACAGACGUGUUCGGCUGCAGGAUCACGGCGGUGGGCGGAGCUGCGGUCGGUCUUAUCGGCCUCUUUGCCAGUUCAUUCGUCAAUUCUCUGGGCACUCUGUACUUCACAUAUGGUGUGGUGUUUGCGUGCGGAUGUUCGUUCGCGUAUCAGCCCAGCCUGGUCAUCCUCGGACAUUACUUUAAGAAACGUUUGGGUCUGGUGAAUGGCGUGGUGACGGCGGGCAGCAGCAUCUUCACCAUCUCUCUGCCUCCGCUGCUCUCCAGCCUGCUGACCCGCGUCGGCCUGCACAACACCCUGCGCGUCCUCUCCAUUCUGAUGUUAAUCCUCAUGUUGGCCGGAUUCACCUACAAGCCCCGCCUCCCACAGAAGGCGGAGUCAAAGAAGGCAUCGUUGAAGAGGAUCUGCAACAUCCAGAUUUGGAGGAGUCUGAGUUACAGGAUCUGGGCUUUUGGGAUUCCAGCCGCGCUCUACGGAUACUUCGUGCCCUAUGUCCACCUGAUGACGCAUGUACAGGAGCGCUUCGGGGCAGACGCAAAUAAAGAGGUGUUACUUAUGUGUCUCGGCAUCACAUCAGGCGUGGGACGUCUCAUCUUCGGACGCGUGGCUGAUUACGUCCCCGGAGUGUACAAAGUCUUCCUGCAGGUGGCGUCGUUCCUGGUGAUUGGCCUGAUGUCCAUGUUGAUCCCGCUGUGUAAUGUGUUUGGAGGUCUGAUCGCAGUGUGUUUGUUGAUGGGACUGUUUGACGGAUGUUUUAUCUGCAUCAUGGCUCCCAUCGCCUUCGAGCUCGUCGGCUCCGACAACGUCUCUCAGGCCAUCGGCUUCCUGCUGGGGAUGAUGUCUGUGCCCAUGACUGUGGGUCCUCCUAUCGCAGGGUUCCUCCGAGAUCGCCUGGGCAGUUAUGAUGUGGCAUUCUACCUGGCGGGGAUCCCUCCUCUGAUCGGUGGAGCUGUGCUGUGUCUGAUCCCGUGGGUGGAGUGGAGGAAGAGGAGAAAAGAGGGAGGGAAUAAAAUCGAGGAGAAGAAUAACGACAAGCUUGAGUCUGUCAUAUGAAUCACACACACACACACACACAGCAUUUCUGAAGGACACAGUGAAUGUAUGUGUCGUGUGUCAGCAGUGCCUUUUGUUUUUUUUUGUUUUUUUUAACUUUAAGCACCAAAUGUCCGCAUAGUCUGACCUGUCCAUAUAUUUUUUUUAUUUGUAUAUCCUUUUAUUUUUUAUUGAAACGAAAGAGCUGAAAGAUUUAUCUGGAAGUUGAGUCAUGUGGCCUGGACUAGAUGGGAACGUCUCGAGCGGCUCCUCCAUCCAGACGUGACUGGACUUCCAGAUCACCGCACACGGAGGACUGAGAAUCCUCACAGACACAUUUCAAGGGGUUAGGUUUACGUUUAAUUAGCCGCGUUAAUCAUUCGGUUCUCGUGAAGACAGCAAGUGUUUUUAUUCUUCUUCUUUUUUCUUUUUUUUUUAUUCAGAACUUUACUCUCUCUAUCUAUAUAAAUAUACACUGAUCGGCCAUAACAUUAUGACCACCUGUUGGUCCCACUUUUGUUGCCUGACCCGUCGAGGCAUGAUGGACUCCACUAGAUCCCUGAAGGUGUGCUGUGGGAUCUGGCACCAUGCCUCGAUGGAUCUAUAUAUAUAUAUAUAUAGAGAGAGAGAGAGAGAGAGAGAGAGAUAUUGAGUAUUAUAUAAUUCGUUUUAUAGAUUGAUCUCUGCUUUAAUAAUUAAGCCUAUGCAAGAGUGUUUCUCAGAGCUUUAUGCGUAUUAGCAUUUAGGGAUAUUACGUUGGAUUUUAUUAUUUUUGUAUGGCUUUAUUAUCCAAACCAAAGACAUUAAUUAGAGUGUUUGAUUCACAUUACACUUUAGAUCCUAAAGUCACACUAAUGCCUCCUGAUUAAAGGCGGCAGUGAAUCAUUAAAGCCUAAAACCAUGUUUUUAAAGUUCUCUAUGCAAAGCAUCCGUCUGCAAUGAAUAAUCGUGCCGAUGAAAUUCAGGGAAAGUGUUAACGCUGAAAGGGCUGAUCUGAGGGGAAAUUAGCACAGCUAGCCUCGUUAAAGGCUUCGCUAUAAAGCUUUACGUCACUGAGGAAUCUUCGCUGCACAGAUCUCACACCUGUGUCUUACUGCGGCGUCAUAAUGAAACAUAGCAUGAUGUACCAGGUUGCUACCUUGGUGUGUGUGUGUGUGUGUGUGUGAGAGAGAGGUGGAGGAAUAAUACUGGACAACAUUGUCCAAAGGAUCUGAAGAUUCCUGGGUAGGCUGCCUACUUUUAUCUAACACACACACACACACACACACCUGACUGGUUCUCUGGACUCUCAGGAUUGUUCCAAAUGAAUUUAUUCUCUUUAUUUUAGUUCGUUGAAAUCUGAUUAAGGAGUCCGAUCUGUAGCUUCCCGAGUAAUAAUCUACCUCAAUUUUCCAUCCGAGGCUUCAGAGACACAAGGGAUUCGUUUCAUUCACUGUAACGGCGUUUUCAAAUCGUUUCAUCAUUUCUCGAAAAUUCCCGAAUCACAAGAAUUAUUUUAAUCAAUUUUAUUAUUAUGCCAGUGUUAGUGCCUUAAGCUGGUCAUGUGACUCUUUAAUCAACCCUGAUUAUGAACAGUUUUAUAUCAUACAAUAAUCCUAUAUAUGUAUAUUAUUAUUAUUAUUAUUUCAAAUAUUCUUCUUCUUUUUGCUCGUCUGCUUCAAAUAACGGCUUCUGUCUUCGUGAUGUUUUUCAUGAAAAGUUCUUUGUGUGUUGUUUAUUUUGUGUUGGAAAUGAAUCGACGCCUUUUUGACUUCGUCUCUCCCUAAACACCCCGCCUACUUAGGCGCCCUCGUCCUGAACAGGCCGUAAUUGACCGGAAGGGUCCAGUCGCGUGAGACGUUUUUCAAACCUUUAACAGCACAAGCCGAGUCCAGUAUUUAUAGAUGUACAAAAGUGUUUUGUGUGUUUUUAUGCAAGAUGUGUGUGUGUGUGUGUGUGUGUGUGUGUGUGCACCGCGACUAAUACAGACUAUUACUAAUUGUUGUUGUUGUUUGUGGAUAAAUGACCACUUCGUAUCACACUCACACAGGAAAGCAACACUAUGGCUGCGACAGCAGGAAUAAAUUAUUCGUAGCUGAACCGAACGGUUUUAUUUUACCGCAUCAGAAAAAAAAGGAAGUCAAGCUAAAAAAAAUAACCAAAAACAGUGUUGUGGGCUCCGUCCUGAAAGUUGGUGUGUUCCUGACAGGAGAGUGUCUUAAAUCUCUGUAUUGAAACGGUUCUGUCUUAACUUCCACUAGGAAAAGCCAAAGGAAACGCUUCCUUAUCUGGAAUUCCCACUAAGCCCUGAUCUAAUCAGCGUCAAACACAGAGUUAGAUCAGAUCUGCAGAUAUACAGCAGUAACCUCCGUCCUGAAUGCUGCUGGUUCCUGACUGGCUGGUGUUCUAGUCAAUCUCAUAACUUCCACUAGGAAAAACGCUUCCUUAUCUGGAAUUCCCACUAAGCUCUGUCUAUAACACUGAAGCAGUUUUUUGUGAAGCUAGAUACACUAAAAAGUUUUGGGACGUCUGCCUUUACAUGCACAUGAAUGUGAUAUGGUCCUGGACAUCAGACUCACUGUCUAAUUAAUUUGCUGUCAUUAAUCUCUCUGUCCACUGCUCUGAGCAGGAGUGCAGCCUGGAGCAGUGUAACGCCUGCCAUAAUGGACUUUGACUAGAGCUUGUUGCAGUUCCUAGUAUUGACCACUAGGGGCAGUAAUAACUCUCUGGAGCUAUAACUUACACUUUAACAGCAAGUGGCAUUUUUACACUGCGACAUAAGUCCAGUAGAACUUAGAGUCAGUUUCCGUCCAUGAGGGAGUGUGUGUGUGUGUGUGUGUUUGUUUGUAUCUGAGCUCCACGCUGCUUUCCUCCAUCACCUUCAGAUGAAACACACUGUUGACUUUAUGACAGAAUUUUCUCUUUAAUUCUUUAUUAAACCUGUUUGUUGUUGUUUUCUUUCUCCAUGUCUCUGUAGGUCGACUGAUUACACAAUGCAUGUGUUUGUUUUUUUUUAAAUAAUGUACACAACAAUAAAGAAAAAUCUCAUUUUAAUGAACUGGA
Hemibagrus wyckioides is the source of this 4733-nucleotide messenger RNA. RefSeq names its product solute carrier family 16 member 10 (gene slc16a10). NCBI's taxonomy places the organism in Eukaryota, Metazoa, Chordata, Actinopteri, Siluriformes, Bagridae. The record is from RefSeq and is a predicted model, not a curated record. Gene Ontology annotation, biological process: transmembrane transport. Gene Ontology annotation, molecular function: monocarboxylic acid transmembrane transporter activity. The coding region runs from base 198 to 1712 and encodes 504 amino acids. The transcript has 7 exons.